AUGCAUUUGUCUCUGAAGUUAUGUCUCCAUAUUGCUCAAUAUGGUGGAUUUAUCGUUGGACAACUUACAAACUCUUGCCUUCUGUUUCUGAUACUCACUAGAGCCGAAAGGUUGUUCGGAAGCUAUCGGCAUGUUAUGUCUGUGUUUGCUUUUUAUUCACUUUUGUAUACAUGGAUUGAGUUCAUUGCGCAACCGGUCAUGCACAUCAAAGGUUCCAUGUUCAUCGUUAUGUUGGAUGGCCCAUUUCAAUUUUCCAUUUCGUCUGGAAAUGAUAUAACCUGUCUCUACUGUGCCUGCUUCGCUCUUUGUAUCUCUCUUCUCGCCGCUCAAUUCUACUACCGAUACAUUGCGGUGUGCAAACCUGAUAGCCUUGAAAGCAUAAGAGGCUGGAAGCUGAGCCUGAUCUUUGUUCCAUGCUUAAUAUGUUUUGUGGCUUGGUUUGCUUGUGUUUAUUAUGGAAUGCAUAACACUGUGGAAAAACAACAAUUCAUGAGAGAGGUGAUGUUUGAGAACUAUGAAGUAGAUAUAACACAAGAAUCUUUCAUUGGCUCAUAUUAUUGGGGAUAUGAUGAGGAUGGAAACAGGAUUUGGAGGUUCAGAGAUAUCAUUGGAUCUUCAGGAUGCACAUGUCUUUUGAUUAUCUGUUUCUCAACUAUCCUAUUCUGCGCAUUCAAUAUUUAUUUCAAACUGAAGAGUGCCCAGGCAAUCAUGAGUGCUAAAACAAGAGAACUCAAUCGUCAACUAUUUAUUACUCUCACAUUUCAAACUCUCCUCCCGUUCUUCAUGAUGUACUGUCCAGUUGGCACAUUCAUCACACUUCCAUUUUUUGAAAUGGAAGUUGGUCAACUGGGAAAUUAUGUCGGAGCGGCUGCGGGAACAUAUCCAGCCAUUGAACCAUUGAUUGCGAUAUUCUGUAUCAAAGAUUUUAGAAGAACUGUUCUUUGUGAGUCACCUAAGCAUAUUCGAAAACUGUGA
This is a messenger RNA of Caenorhabditis briggsae, 975 nucleotides long. RefSeq names its product Protein CBR-STR-144 (gene Cbr-str-144). The transcript has 6 exons. The coding region runs from base 1 to 975 and encodes 324 amino acids. The record is from RefSeq and is a predicted model, not a curated record. Gene Ontology annotation, biological process: olfactory behavior; G protein-coupled receptor signaling pathway. NCBI's taxonomy places the organism in Eukaryota, Metazoa, Nematoda, Chromadorea, Rhabditida, Rhabditidae. Gene Ontology annotation, molecular function: G protein-coupled olfactory receptor activity.